Molecule: messenger RNA, 534 nt
Organism: Cylindrotheca closterium
Lineage: Eukaryota; Bacillariophyta; Bacillariophyceae; Bacillariales; Bacillariaceae
Source: the annotation of a GenBank genome assembly
AUGCCAAGAAAAUUCGGAUUGAAAUCAAUAGACUUGACGUUGAGUUCCGAGCACGAAGGUUUCCAUGCCCUUUCCAAAUGCGCUCAAUCAGUAGGACAUUCCAACAUUAUCGAUGCAGAACGCAAGGGAGGCGCUGCUUCUGCUGCUAUCAAUCAAAAUUCGGACGCCUUGGUAGCCAAGCGUAAAUCCAAAGCCAUGGCCAUUGCGACCAAGCCGGGAAAUCAGUUGGCAAUGAAUGCUUUUAUGCUCUGGAUGUCGGGAAAGAAUCUGAAUAUUUUCAGUAUUAAUACAACAACUUCUGCAGUCCUUACACCGAUGACGAAUAUUUUCAAGGUAGAAUCGGUCUUUGGGAACUUGGACACUGAUACACAAGUACCAAAGUUGAUCUUUGUUGCACUGAACGUAGUUUGGCUGGGUAUUGGUUUAUACAAAAUGAGCUCUCUUAGAUUGCUGCCAACGACUGCUGCAGAUUUUAUGGAGUCUGUGGUAUGGAAAGAAAUGUCAGAAACAUCUAGCAUUCCACCCAUGUUUUAA